AUGGGUUAUUAUAUAACUGCACGUCGUGCGUUUAGUUCUCUAGAAGGAUUAAUUAGACAUUAUAGAAAAAAUGGUGAUGGUCUUUGCUGUCAAUUAACACAUGUAUGCCCAAGACCAAAACUAAAAACACCAAAAGAUAUUUUGGAAGUCCCAAGAAAUUCUCUUGAAUUUGUGAAAAAAAUUGGUGAAGAAAUAUUUGAUGAAAUAUGGACUCGAAAAUGGAAUUAUGAAAUUGAUGUAACAAUAAAAACAAUGAAAACUCGUACAAUGUCAACAUAA
Rotaria sp. Silwood1 is the source of this 279-nucleotide messenger RNA. Lineage: Eukaryota; Metazoa; Rotifera; Eurotatoria; Philodinida; Philodinidae. The record is from the annotation of a GenBank genome assembly.